UACCCUUUUCCCCUGGCAUUCGCAAACAAAACUUAAAGUCACGCACAUGAAAAAAUUAAUAUCGUUAGCCAAGCACACUCAAAAAAAAAAAACCUUUUGGAAACUGCAAAAUUGCCCAGUGCUUUUUGGAAACUGCCAAAAUACAGAGCAUAAACAUAAUUAGCCCAAAAGCCGAGCCAUAUAGUUGUAGUGAUAGACAAUGUCGUAUCAGAUCAAAUCGACACCGUAUUUCCGGCGGAUGUUCAACAACAGCAAGAGGAAUGGACAGUUGCAGAGAUUGGCGGAGGAGUACGAGCGAAUCCAGGAGUUCAACGAUCGUACCAUCGAUCUGAAGAUGCGGCAGGUGCGUUUGAAGCGUCUUUUCCGCGACAUUGAGGAGAUCAAGGAGGGAGGAUCUGGUGCUGGUGUUGGUUCUGGUUCUGGUACGGGUUCUGGUAGUGGUGUUGGUGUUGGUACUAGUGCUAGUUCUGGUACUGGUACUGGCCCAGGUACUUCAGCCUCCCAUCUCAACAGAAUCCGCACUGGACCAUCCACUUCUCCGACUGGUGGACGCCAUCCAAUCCGGAGGAAUCUACUCAAAUUGACCAAUGUCACGCCGGAGCAAAGGACUCAUGAGCAACGGGUGAGGGCUUUGGCCAGAGCCCGCGAACUGGGAAUGGAGAUGUCGCGAAGGAACGGGCAAAUAUUCGCGGCCGGAGCCGGUGAAUUACUGAGGACUCAGCUCCGGCUUUCGGCCAAAAUGCAAGCGGUGGCCGAUGCCCGCAAAGAUGCCCUUGAUCGACGGGAGCGGACCGCCAAGCGAAUCAACUACGGCAACGAACAGUCGCGACAGAAUCUGCAGCGAUUGCUCCUGGUUCGCCAGCGACGCCUCUGCGGUGGGAGUCGGCCACAGCUGCAACCCAAUUUGCAACCCAAUUUGCAACCCAAUUUGCAACCCAAUUUGCAACCCAAUUUGCAACCCAAUUUGCAACCCAAUCUGCAACCCAAUCUGCAACCCGAUCCCAUUCCCCGACAGGCACCAAGGCGGGAAAUAAGUUACCCGUAUCCGGAUUACCGCCAACUGGAAAUGCUGACGGAUGAGGACAAGGACGAGAUGCCGCCAAGGCAGCAACUCAUUCGGCGGGCUCAGGAGCAGGAGACUGAGCCGCAGCUGAAGGAGGAGCACUUGAUGAGGCUGGAGGAGGAGGACGAUUCCCUGGAUGAGAACCAUCGGCGUUAUAGUGGGCUGAAGCUAGUUCCGUUGUCGUCCCAGGACGAUGUGUGCAGCGAUGAUGGCAACAGCGGACCACAGCGACUAUUGGUGCUGAGGCGCCAGAAUUCCGAGCUGCGACAACGACGCCAGGCAGACGAGGAUGAGGACACUUCGCCCCAGCGGCUGCUAGACUUUUCGCUCAGCUCAACGAAUGUCAGCACGGUUACGGCGGAAAGUACGCCACAGAAAUUCCAGGAGGAUGCCUCCCAGUACGCCUCCGAUCUGGAGAUGCACCCUGCUCCGCUGGCCACGGAGGAUCGCUUGGCCUUGGGCUUCCAAUCGGCCACCAUUGGUAGCCAUCAACCCACUGAACGAGUGCCCUGGGAGCUGGAAACACAGCCAGGACCAAGCAAGUGGCGGCAAAUCUCACUGAUGAUGCCCGGGUUCAAGUCCUAUCCCGGCCUCACGAUAAACAAUCACUGCGAGGAGAUGGUGCCAGCACCUGGCUCGAAUCACAGGCUAUUCUGCCAGUUCAUCAAUGCUGCCACAAAGGGGGAGGAGGGGGAAAAGGAGGCGGAGGAGGAGGAGGAGGACCAGUCGUCGCCGUUUUCGUUUCCUCAACGCGAGAGUCUGCUGUCCACCUUCCAGUUCAUUGGGACCUUGGAGCAGUAGCUUCAUAUUCAGGAAAGGAUCACUGGAGUACCAGUCCGAAAUCUGUGGCAAGAUCUCCCAAAGGAAAGCGAUGAUUAGUUUACUGAAAUAUACAAAAUAUUCAUUCAAAUUCUAAGUUCACUUAAGCUAAAUAUUUUGUCUAAUUUCAGAAAUAAAUAAUGUCUUAUUGAUAUAUUUUAAUUGCAA
This is a messenger RNA of Drosophila elegans, 2050 nucleotides long. RefSeq lists its product as uncharacterized. The record is from RefSeq and is a predicted model, not a curated record. NCBI's taxonomy places the organism in Eukaryota, Metazoa, Arthropoda, Insecta, Diptera, Drosophilidae. The coding region runs from base 200 to 1864 and encodes 554 amino acids. The transcript is spliced from 2 exons.